AGGCCGUUGGUGAUGGCGAGCGCCUGGAGACGGCGAUGCAGCGGCUCCUGCUGACGGACGCGUCGGUGCAGUCGCAGAGGGACAUAUCGCCAGUAUUGGGUGCAGGGUUCCGCUGCGGCUUCCUGGGCCUCCUGCACCUCGACGUCUUCAGGCAGCGACUGGGCGGCGAGUACAACGUGCCCGUGCUCGCCACGUCGCCCACCGUGCCGUACAGGUUGACGCUGGCGAACGGCGACGUCAGGGUGGUGGAGCACGCGGGCGACUUCCCCUCGCCGCCCGCGCUGCCCCCGAAGGAGGUGGAGGAGCCGCUGGUGGUGGCGUCCAUCGUGCUCCCGCGCACGCUGGUGCCGGCCGUGCAGAUGCUCUGCCUGGAGAAGCGAGGCGAGGAGCUCUCCACGCAGACGCUGGACAGCGAGGGCGAGCGAGUGCUGCUGCGGUGGCGGUUGCCGCUGGCCGAGGUGAUCACGGACUUCUUCGACAAGUUGCAGUCCGUGACCUCGGGGUACGCCACGUUCGACUACGAGCCCUCGGGGUACGCGACCGUGGACCUGGUGAAGGUCAUUACAAGAUUGAACGGCGAGAACGUGGACGCCCUCUCCUUCUUCGCGCUGCGAGACAGGGCCUCAGACGUCGCCAAGCGGUUCUUGGAGAAGCUGGCGGAGCUGAUCCCCGCGCAGCAGUUCGACAUCGCCCUGCAGGGCAUGGUCGGUGGCAAGGUUGUGGCGAAGGCGCGGAUCAAGCCCUUGCGCAAGGACGUCGUGGCCCAGAAGAUCUUGUGCCACGGCCACAGCGGGGACCCGUCCAGGAAGGCGAAGCUACUGGAGCGGCAGAAGGAGGGCAAGAAGAAGCUGCGCGAGAUCGCCAAGGUGCAGGUGCCCCCGGAGGCCUUCAUCGCGAUGGUCAAGCUGUAGCGCGCCCCCCCCGCGCGCGCCCUGCGCGCAGGGCGGGGCCUGGGCCCGGCCCUCUGCUCCGCGGGCUCCCUCGCGCCAGCCCUGCCUGCCGCCCCGGCGAGGCCCAAGCGCGGCCCACGUCGCUGCCUUGGGGCCUUUCGGGGCCCCCAG
Messenger RNA from Prorocentrum cordatum, 1061 nucleotides. The record is from the annotation of a GenBank genome assembly. Lineage: Eukaryota; Dinophyceae; Prorocentrales; Prorocentraceae.